UCUGCGGAACUUGAGUGCUUAGCGGAAAGUCACCAGCAUUUGUCCAAGGAGUCGUUAGCAGCAAACAAACCCGCCAAUGCUGUACUUCAUAAGGUAAUCUUUCACACAGAACGUUUAGUAGUUUAUGGCUUCAACAGCCUGUGAAUAGGCUUUCCAUAAAGGGAGGGUGGGGAGAAACCGUGAUAAAGCCAGCCGAUCGUGACACGGGGCGAGGGACCAUUAGAGAUAAUUCUUGCUGCACACUUCAAAGCGUUUGUAGGCUGAUAUAGUGUCCAUCGUGAGCUAUUCUUGCAUGUUGCUUAUUCAUCACAAUAAAAGUAGCAUCUUUCGGACUAUAAGCUUGUGAAUAUUGUCGCCUUUCAUCGCUCCCCACUUUUUGGAUGUUUUGUGAGAGACUGUGAAAGUGAAUUUUAUCUACUUGGGAAUAUACAUUUUUAUCACUUCUUUCCAUAAUCACUUCACUCGUUGUAAUUACAACGAUUAUGCCGGUGAUCAACGUAAGACCUGGAAGACCAUCAAUGAAUUGACUUCCCGCAAAUCUAAUAAAACAAUAAUAAAUGAAAUACAAUAUCAGGGACUAAAAUCGAGCAAUCAAGCAGAAGUUGCUGAAUUGUUGAACACUUUCUUCAUUGAGAUUGGACCAAGGCUUAGUCGAAAUGUUUCGAAUGUUGAUACCACCUACAAAGAGUUUCUUUGUGGAACUUCUAAGGAGUUUGUCUUCAAGGAAAUAACAUCUGCUCAUAUUUAUUCCCUCCUUUCAAAACUUUGUAAAUCAAAGGCCACUGGAUUAGAUAGUAUAUCAGCUAAAUUAUUAAGGGAGUGCCCUGAUCUAAUUGCCGAGUCUCUUACUGUAAUAUUUAAUCAAUCACUGUUGACAGGAAUUUUUCCCGAUGAGUGGAAGUCAGCUAGGGUUACUCCAUUGUAUAAAAAUUCUGGUAAACGAAAUGAUCCCACCAAUAAUCGACCAAUAUCGGUGAUCCCAGUCGUGGCCAAAGUAUUUGAACGGGUAGUCUACGGCCAGUUGUAUCACUAUCUUACUGAGAAUCGUAUUCUAUCCCGUUACCAAUCUGGUUUUCGUUCUUUACAUUCUACUGUAACUGCAUUACUCGAAGCUACCGAUAGCUGGGCAGUGAACGUUGAUCGUGGCCUUGUCAAUGCCGUUAUCUUCGUAGAAUUAAAAAAGGCUUUCGACACAGUUGAUCAUCAUAUCUUAUUAACGAAAUUACAAUAUUAUGGAUUACGCGGUUCCUGUCACGAAUGGUUUACUUCGUAUUUAAACAAUCAUACCCAAACUUGCCAAAUUAAUUGCUCAAUGUCAAACCCAAAAUUAGUUACAUGUGGUGUUCCCCAGGGAACAAUUCUUGCACCUUUAUUGUUUUUACUUUAUAUUAAUGACCUACCUAAUUGCUUGCAUUUUUCACAACCUAGAAUGUAUGCCGAUGACACCAGCCUAACUUAUGCCAGCGCAGAUUUAAAACUCAUAAAUGACCUGCGUUAAGGACGAUUUAAACAAGGUGUAUAUAUGGCUAUGGGCUAACAAACUGACCCUUAACUUGACUAAAACUGAGUUUAUGUUAGUUAUUGGGUCGAGGCAGAAGCUAUCAAAGCUUUCUGAACCUCCUUCUUUUAUGAUAAACGACCAUCCCGUGAUGCAAAUCUCUUGGAGUGCAUAUUGACCAAAACUUCAGCUGGGAAUGCCACAUACAGAGUAUUUGUAAAAAGAUUGCUUCUGCUUUGGGUGCAAUUAAACGAAUACGACAUCUUAUUCCUUUUAAUGUAUUAAUUAAUGUUUACGACAGUUUAAUUCAACCGCAUUUUGAUUACUGUAAUGUCGUAUGGAGCAACUGCGGCAUUGGUCUUUCCGAUAAGCUGCAGAGGCUCCAAAAUCGUGCAGCCCGUAUUCUAAUGUCCGCUAAUUCUGAUUGUAAUGUGGACGAUUUGUUCCUGGCACUGGGUUGGCGUAAGCUUAAACACCAAAGACAAGUAUUGACGGCUAUUAUGAUGUAUAAAACCGUACAUGGGAUGACUCCCGACUAUCUAACAUCUAAAUUUGCAUCUCGUGACGAAAUAACUUCUUAUCGAUUGAGGAAUACUGAAAAUAAAUUAGUCCUUCCACUGCCCCGUACCAAUUAUUUAAAGAAAAGUUUUUCCUAUAGCGGAGCUAAGCUGUGGAACAGCCUAUCCCAUGAUUUAAGAUCUGCAAAUUAUUAACCUGAUUUUAAACGCAAACUGUGUCGCAACAGUCUUGAAUGAGAUCAUACAUUAAUACAGUUUUACAUGGCAUCCUUGAAAAGCAGCUUUUAUUUGUAAAUAGCUAGGUAGUUAAAAUUUUAUGAAUAUAUUUUCAAUCAGAGUUAGUUUAGUUAGGUAUAAUAGAUCUUACAUUUUUUGUACAUGCUGAAGGAAUUUUAACCGUGUUUAAAUAAAGUUAUCUAUCUAUCUCUAUCUAUCUAUCUACAACUGUACAUAACAUAGUGACCCUGUUAUAUGACUGAUAAGUUUAUGGUUCGUUUAAGACAAAAAAAAUCAUUAUAUCUCCAGGCCCCAGUUGUUCAAAAGCUGUAUAGCGACCAAUAGCGCUAUCCACUGAUUGCGAUUAAUCUGGUGGAUACGUAUUAGGGAAACAAAUUGUAAUAUCCCCUGGAUAGUGAUUUAUCCAGUGGAUAGGACUUUUCAUCUUUUUACCUUCUAGGAUGUAACAGAAGGACAUUUAUCGUUUUUGUUUUUGUUUCAGUACUUAAUCAGCUGGAGGAGUUGCUAUAUGACAUGAGGUCGGACGUCAAUCGUCUUCCCUUUACACUAGUCCGAAUGCCUCCCGUUACUGCUCGGCUUAACAUGUCAGAGAGAGGAAUCCAUAGCCGUCUAACGAAACGUGGUGAGGGACCACCACCCAAUGUUACCAUACCUAGAAACUCCAUUCAGCCCCCACCCGUUCCAGGAAUGGGUUCAACUGCUAUCCAGCCAAAGGUCCAAGCCUUGGUGUUGGGCGGUGGCACUAUCGUGCCCCCUGUGCAAAUGAGAGCAGGAACCCUGCACUACAAUACAAGCUCUGAAUACUGCGCUCCACCCGUGACAGGCAGCAAUGCAACCAUCACAGUCCAGCCGCCUACACCAACUACUCUAUUCCGCUACUACAUCAAGUCAGGCCAGGCCGGGGCUCGUGCAGAAUAUACCCAAACCUCUCCGAUGAUCAGUCAUCACGUAAACUCACCCACCCCCACACAUUACGUCACUACUCUUCUU
Porites lobata is the source of this 3243-nucleotide messenger RNA. NCBI's taxonomy places the organism in Eukaryota, Metazoa, Cnidaria, Anthozoa, Scleractinia, Poritidae. The record is from the annotation of a GenBank genome assembly.